AUGGUCCUCAGGAUUGGCGGUUGGGUGUUGACUUUCGACCAAGUUCGAACGUGGUUGGAGCUGGGCGGGCAGGACACCAAGAAUCUCGAACUCUAUGAGCUUUCCGGAGCUCUAGAGGAUUGGUUCAAGAAGCGGAAAAUUGACGACAUGCUUCCCAUUCCGACUGACUAUCCUCACGGAAGCAAGCAGCCAGUUAUCAUGCUGGUGACGAGAUACCACCCGGAUCCCGCUGCCACGGUGGCGCGCUACACGCGUUUCGUGGAACGAGACGUUGACCGCGAAGUGAAGCGGCGGGUGUUGGAGGAGACCGGGUUUAAGGAUGACGACUUGCGCUGGGUGACUGUCGCCGAUCCAUACUUCCAGUAUCCUGUGGUGUACAAGAGGCCCAGGAACUACGUCCUCUGGCCUGAGACGGGCGUGCCUCCUCAGAAAGACAGAGCCGAGAAGAUGGCGGAUGCAGACAAGAAGGGGACGGUGGAGGACAAAGAAGAUGGAGAAAAGAAAGAGGACGCGGGAGACACGGUGGACGGAGACAAGAAAGAGGAGGGUGACGAGGAGUCGGAUGUCACCCAGACGGUUUGA
Molecule: messenger RNA, 582 nt
Organism: Sparassis crispa
Lineage: Eukaryota; Fungi; Basidiomycota; Agaricomycetes; Polyporales; Sparassidaceae
Exons: 1
Coding region: 1-582 (193 amino acids)
Source: RefSeq, a predicted model, not a curated record